Messenger RNA from Drosophila grimshawi, 2700 nucleotides. It is a transcript of the gene Pvf3, whose product is annotated as probable serine/threonine-protein kinase DDB_G0280133. Gene Ontology annotation, molecular function: growth factor activity. Bases 58 to 2037 code for a protein of 659 amino acids. The transcript has 5 exons. Gene Ontology annotation, cellular component: membrane. Gene Ontology annotation, biological process: hemocyte migration. NCBI's taxonomy places the organism in Eukaryota, Metazoa, Arthropoda, Insecta, Diptera, Drosophilidae. The record is from RefSeq and is a predicted model, not a curated record.
AAUACAAAUAGAGAUACAUAGAUACAUUUCUGCGUGGAGUUGCAGAUACUUGUAGAGAUGGCUGCUUUCCCGCAGAGCAGCUGCAGUCGUAGCAGGGGCAUAUUUCCGUUGAGGCUACUGCUGCUGCUCCUGCUUGCCGAUCUGAGUUUCUCGGCUGAGGAGCAUCCACAUCGUCAUUCGCACAAUGCCACAACAAUGAGUCCGACUCCAGCUCCGACUCCGAUUCGCAGCAGCCGGCAUAAUCAGCAGCAACGUUUGCAGCAAUUGGAUGCUUUGGGCUUCGAGUUGGUGCAACACCAACAACAUCAUCAUCAACAUCGUCUGCAUCAUUUGAGGCACGAGCAGCAUUUGCGCGAGGAGCUUAGCAACAGGCAGCCACCGGUGGCUACUGUCAAACAGCAACCAGCUCCAUUCCAAAUGGAAUUGGAGCAGUUGCAACUGCUGAGCACUGGGCCGGGGCAGCAACAUCAUUUGCGGCAUCACAAUCGUCAUCAUGUUGCCUGGGAGCAGCGUGUCUUUCCCGGGCAGACAACAACAACUGCAAAACCCAAUUCGAUCACCACAGAUGCACCCAAUCUGCUCACUAAUAAUGAUAAUAAAAGUCCCAAUAUUUCCACACGCUAUUUUGAUCGCGAUGGCAUUUAUCCGGCUGCUUGGAUGCAACCACAACAUGCCACACGUGCACCCAACUGGCGACAGCAGCUGAUCGAUAGCGAUGAGGAUGAUAUUGAUGAGGAGGACGAUGACGAUGAGGAUGCGGAGGAUGAGGAUGACGAGGAGGCCUACGAUGAUGCCGCUGAGAAUGAGGAAAGUUUGCGUGCCGCUGCCGAGUUGGCCAAACAAAUGCCACGUUACUCGUUCUUCAGUCAAAAGUUGCCACAGAUCAGUUCCAAUGAGGAGGAUUACGAUGAGUUCGAUGUGGAGCAGGUGGGCAGCCACAAGAGGGCAACCAAUCGGCAUCCCAGCAUCUCGGCGGGGCACACUAAAGCCGCCGCCAAGCGAAACAUCUUCGAUUGGUUCUUCAAAGGCAAAAAGGAGAAAGUGAAACAAACCACAACCGAGAGACCCAAAAUUCAGGAGGGACAGGAGCAGAAGGAUCCACUGGAUGCGUCACCCAACAAUGGUUACUCCAAUGAGCAGUGGAAUAAAAUUGAGCACGAGCAUCAUUUGAUGAAGCAGCAGCAUCAGAAGGAGUUGCAAGCGUUGCGAGACAGCAGUCGGAAUCGAAAUGUGCCACUGAUAAGAAAUGUGGCAUUGGCACGCGGCAACAUUGAUAAUGAGGAUAUCGACAACAAUAAUUACGCAAGGAAUAAUCACAUUACUGGCACGUUGACGGAACGCAAGGAGAAAUUGUUGGGCAGACCGGAAGCUGUGAUCGAUGCGCGUCGCCAGCUCGAGAAGGACAGGGCGCUGGCCAACAAGCAUAUGGAGGAAAUCAGUUGCGAUAAAUCAUGCCUCCUGCCACAGAAACGUUAUGUGUCUGUAGCCAGCGAUCCCUCCAAGAUCUACACCCCCCACUGCACCAGUGUUUACCGUUGCGCGGAGGACUCAGGCUGCUGCGCCAGACGCACGGAGAUCUGUGCCCCAAAACGAAGCCACAAAUUCGAGAGACGCGUUCAUGUGAAGGGACCCAAGGACAGACAUUCCACAGUGGAGACAUUGAUCCUUGUCAAUCACACUGAAUGCCACUGCAUCGAGCGAAGCAACUACUAUGCCGAGGGAGUGUUGCAAUCCAAUAAUCCGGGCCUGCUGCAACGUGCCACAAUUUUGAACUGCAAUUGCCCGGCGCCCUUCGAGAAGAUCCUCCAGGAUAAUGACCAGUGUCGCUGCGACUGCUCCUCGGGCAACGAUGGCUGCGAAUUCCUCAAGAGCGGACGCGAACACUUCUCCAUGAAAAAUCGCAAAUGCAUACAACAUGGUCACUGCAAGCCGCCCACCUGUCAGUAUGGGGAGUAUAUGAAGAAGCAUGGACGUUGCCCCAAUCAGCAGGAGCAGCUGCCCCAACACCAGCAGUUGAGCUACAAUACUUUGUCGUAAAUGAAGUAUACGCCGGAUAGAACCGAACGGGAAGCGGAACUUAAGUAUUAGUCUAAGAGCUGUUUGACAAGAAGUGGAAUCAGACAAGAGAAACGAGUUCGAAGCUCGAAUUCGUUUCAGCUGCCUGGCGAUUGAGUAAAGAAAAAGAAAGAGAUAGAGAAAGGGGAAGGGGAAGAGAGAGGUGAAUUUAGUUGCAUAUCCUAUCCGAAUACGAGAAACAUAUAUCCGCUGAUCGAAAUUAGUUAAUCAAUUAGCUAACACACAUUUUUUGCCCUUAACAGAUCAUCUUAAAUAGCUGUAAAAAAUACACAACAAAAAUAAAUAAAACGACUUUUAAAUUAGUAUUGUUCAUUGCAGUUCAAAUAAAGAGUUCCACUUUGGCAAGCCGAAGAUGUAAUACCCUUACUAAAUGUAUUAUUCAUCGAAUAUAAAGUAGUCCGAUCCAGUCGCAUACAUAUAUAUUUAUCCAGCUGAGAGAUUGCUUAACGAACAGAAAUGUUUCAUAGAUCAGAUAUAUAUAUAUAUACACACAUAUAUACUUAAUGGCAUCGAAUAUAUUUCCAUCCAGGCGUUACACAGUUGUAAUACCCACUGUAAGGGUAUCCAAACGAAUGCAUAUUAUUAUAAUACUAAAGAAAAAACAAACAAACAAACUCAAUAAGU